Striga hermonthica is the source of this 393-nucleotide messenger RNA. Lineage: Eukaryota; Viridiplantae; Streptophyta; Magnoliopsida; Lamiales; Orobanchaceae. The record is from the annotation of a GenBank genome assembly.
AUGGCUACGAACGAAGGAUUGAAAGAAGAUGAAGAAGAAUUUGUGUACAGGAUCAGCACUGCCGCGGAGUGGGCAGAGCUCCAGUCUACCGGCGCUACAUUUGGCGGAGAUCUCGAUAAGUCCACCGCCUGUUUCCACCUCAGCAAGCUCGAUCAGGUUCAAUCCACUUUACAGAACUUUUUCAUGAAUAGCAAAGAAGACCUUUACCUUCUGCAGAUUGAUGCUAAAAAGCUUGGAGACGGGUUGAUUUAUGAAUCUGUGGAUGAAUCCAAUGUGUUCCCGCAUUUCUAUGGUCCUUCUCGGAGUUACAGUCCUCUUCCACUGGAUGUUGUCAUAAAAGCAGAAAAACUUAGCAUCAUGGACGGCAAAUUCAGCUGCAGCUUCCUGGAUUAA